This is a messenger RNA of Klebsormidium nitens, 1356 nucleotides long. NCBI's taxonomy places the organism in Eukaryota, Viridiplantae, Streptophyta, Klebsormidiophyceae, Klebsormidiales, Klebsormidiaceae. The record is from the annotation of a GenBank genome assembly.
GAAUGGGCCACGACAGUUGGCGACAUGGCGGAAGCGCGACGUUGCGAUGCUCGCAGCCAACAAGUGAGCAGCCAGAUGGCGUUUCACCUCCGCUCUGUGGCCUAGAGGCUAGGACGAGUAUGGCUAUGGCCAUCAGUGCUCAACCGUCUCUUGCCGCAUUCUGUUCUGCACGUUCCACUGGGCCAGCUUGCCGAAUCUGCUCAUCAGUAUUCUCUGCAAUCAGGAUACAAAUACCAAUCCUCGAAGCUCCAUUCCCUUAGAUCACAUCAAAGCUCACACAUCAGGAUCAAUCAAAACUUGACCACCACCUCCAUCAAACCCAGAGACGCUUCCAAUUGCAACUCCCACGAACUAUCGUCAAUCACUGUCAGUUCCCGUCAAAGCUCAAAGAAAGUAAAAUGGCCUCCGCAAUGAUGAUCAACAAGUCCCUCGCCACCAGCGGGGUGGCUCAGCUCAGGAGCAGCAGCCACUUGUCUGCCUCCACAUCCCAGCUCAUGGUGACCCCUCCUGCAUUCUACUCGCGCAGGGCGACCAGGAGAUAUGCUGCCAGAGCUGAGCAGGUCACGGACUCCCCCAACACCACCAAGGUUGAGAGCCCUGAGGCUGCACCGGCUGAUGCCGAUGGCUUCAAGAGCACUGUGAUCAAGGCCCCCACUGGAGGAUUUGAGACACUGCCAGGAGUGAAGGCCAGGGGCGAGGAGUUCAAGUACGGUGAUGGCCAGGAUGCGAACGUCUUCAAGGGGGGCAGGGCACAGGAGGUUCUCAACUCCCGGACUGCCAUGCUUGGCUUCCUCUCUGCCUUCGUGGUUGAGUUGAGCACCCACGAGUCGGUUGUUCAGCAGAUUACAACCAGGGGCGGGGCCUUCAACGUCAUGGCAUUGGCCUUCACCGUGUCCACAGUUCUCUUCUCGAGCUUCGCUCCCAGGGUGCAAGGCCUGAAGGAGAAUGGUUUGGACGUUGAGGCCAAGCCCUCGUGGGGCGUUUUCACCCAGAACGCUGAGCUCAUCAACGGUCGUUUUGCCAUGAUCGGGUUCAUUGCCCUCAUCAUCACCGAGCAGCUCAAGGGAUCUGCUCUGUUCUGAGCUCGCUAAGCUAGCUGACUGAGCAACUUAGGUAUAGAGGUAUAACAGCACAUGGUGAUAAUUUUCAAUAGAGUAUAACUGAGGGUUGAUGCUUUUGAAUAAGGCAGACUGUAGACAACUGUCAAAUUUGCCACAUUGGCAAGCGCAUCCGACCCGAAAGACAAAGGUCCUAAUCUGGUGUAUGUAAAUAGACAAUCAACGUUGCAAGACCGCGGAAAAACGUCCUUCAUGCAAAAAUUAUAUGCUGCAUUGAUCACUACAAUUUCUCCACUCC